This is a messenger RNA of Poecilia latipinna (sailfin molly), 1481 nucleotides long. RefSeq names its product replication factor C (activator 1) 4 (gene rfc4). Gene Ontology annotation, molecular function: DNA binding; ATP hydrolysis activity; DNA clamp loader activity. Gene Ontology annotation, biological process: DNA-templated DNA replication; DNA repair. Gene Ontology annotation, cellular component: DNA replication factor C complex; nucleus. The coding region runs from base 184 to 1257 and encodes 357 amino acids. The record is from RefSeq and is a predicted model, not a curated record. NCBI's taxonomy places the organism in Eukaryota, Metazoa, Chordata, Actinopteri, Cyprinodontiformes, Poeciliidae. The transcript has 11 exons.
AGUUUCGCAGGCUUUGAUUGGAAGUUGGAAGAUGACAUAACCGGAAGUUUUGUUCAGCCUGUCCAGAGCGGGAACACGGAGCUGUUUUAGCACAGAAACUGCUGCUGCGUCAGGUCGUUGUUUUAAAGCCAACACCGUAUUACAUCUUCUGUCCGGUCUGAAAUUCUGCUGUCAGAAGGAAUCAUGCAGGCCUUCCUGAAAGGAGCAACUAUCCAGACCAGUAGACCCCAGAAGGAUAAGGUGACAGCGGGACCCAGUGGUGAGAAGAAGGCGAAGGCUGUUCCCUGGGUCGAGAAAUACAGACCCAAAUGUGUUGAUGAGGUGGCCUUCCAGGAUGAGGUGGUCACAGUGCUGAAGAAGUCACUGGAAGGAGCAGAUCUUCCAAACCUUCUCUUCUACGGUCCUCCUGGAACAGGAAAGACUUCCACCAUCUUAGCUGCUGCCAGAGAACUUUAUGGGCCGGAGCUGUAUCGACAGAGGGUGCUGGAGCUGAAUGCUUCGGAUGAACGAGGAAUUCAGGUCAUCAGGGAGAAAGUGAAGAACUUUGCUCAGCUCACUGUGGCUGGGACGCAUCCAAACGGAAAGCCAUGUCCUCCUUUUAAAAUCAUCAUCCUGGACGAGGCAGACUCUAUGACAGCUCCAGCACAAGCUGCGCUCAGGCGGACAAUGGAGAAGGAGUCCCGCUCCACCCGCUUUUGCCUCAUCUGUAACUACAUCAGCAGGAUUAUUGAGCCUCUUACCUCCAGAUGUUCCAAGUUUCGUUUCAAACCUCUGGCUAGUCAGAUCCAAGAAGAACGUUUACUGGAAAUCUGUGAUAAGGAGAAGCUCAAGUACACCAAAGCGAGCAUUGCAGCGUUGGUGCAGCUGUCUGAGGGGGAUCUGAGGAAAGCCAUCACGUUUCUUCAGAGCGCAGCGCGUCUCAACGCUGACAAGGAAAUCACUGACCAAGCUAUAAUUGAGAUAGCGGGGGUCAUUCCUUCCAAAAUGAUUGAUAAAUUGCUCCAAAUCUGCUUCAGAGGAACGUUUGAGAAACUAGAGGUCGCAGUGAGGAACAUGGUGAAUGAAGGAUAUGCAGCCACACAGAUCCUGAGUCAGCUCCAUGACUGCAUCUUGGAAAAGGACAUUACUGACGAGCAAAAGUCAGCCAUCUUUGAAAAGAUGGCGGUUGUAGGAAAGUGCCUUGCUGAUGGUGCAGAUGAAUACCUGCAGAUGCUGAGUUUGUGUUCGGUGAUCAUGCAGCAGGCUGGUCAGAGCUAAAACUCCGCUGAACAACUUCUCCAUACAGAAGGAAAAGUGUCACCUUGUUCCAAGGACCAACAGCUGAAGUUCCCUGGUUCUGAGUCACAGUGUUUCACAUGUUGGUCCAGAUUUACCAGACUAUGGUGGUUAAUGUUAACUGUUUCUCUUUUCUUAAGGAUGUUCAGUUCAGACAACAUAUUGUCAUAUUUUUGGAAUUUAAUAAAUUUUUUUUUUUAAUGUUA